GGGUAAAGUUUUAAAUAAUUUGUGUUGUUUUUGAGACAAAAUAGUUUAAAUUUUAAAUAAAAACAAGUUUUAAAUAAGUGACGUGAUGUCUGCCAGGAUAUUUGAAGUCGGAGAGGAUCUGAAUUUCAGAUGGCAUGAACCUUGUCUUGAAGAACCUCAUUCUUCGAUUGACACCAGUGAUUUAAGACUGUCGGCUUCAGAUCUUCUAUAUGGAUUUACCCGAAUACAACCUUGCAGUAUUAGAAGAUCUUUUAGUGUUAUACAUCACAACAAACGAUUUGAACCAGGUUCGUCCGAUUUUCGACCUUAUUCGAGUCUACCACACGGCUAUGAUGUUAACAAAAGUGCUUUUUUGAGAUCACUGAGCGAACGCAAAACGAAAAAAUCGACUGAAAAUAAUAGCAAAAACGAUAAAAAUUCGCCAGAGAACGAUAAAAAUUUGCCAGAAAACGAUACGAAUUUGCAAAAAAACGAUAACAAGGACCAAAAAAUUGACGAAAAUAAUAAAAAUUCGCCAGAAAUCGAUACGAAUUUACAAGAAAACGUUAGCAAGAUCGAAAAAAUUGACAAAAAUAAUACAAACGAUAAAAAUUCGCCAGAAAUUGAUACAAAUUUGCAAGAAAACGAUAGCAAGGACGAAAAAAUUGGCGAAAAUAAUAAAGACGAUAAAAAUUCGCCAGGAAACGAUUCGAGUUUACAAAGAAACGAUAGCAAGAUCGAAAAAAUUGACGAAAGUAAUAAAAACGAUAAAAAUUCGCCAGGAAUUGAUACAAAUUUACAAGAAAACUACAGCAAGACCGAAAAAAAUGACGAAAAUGUUGACCAGGGGUCGAAAAACCCAGAAAUUGACCACCAGAACGAAGCUGGUGAAAUUUUAGAAGUUGAACAAUGUGAUAAAAACGAUUUGGCUUUUGAUAAAAAUAGUGUUAAGGACAAGCAAGACAAGAAACAGAACCCUAAGGCUCAAAAAAUUAAACCAGAGCCUAAAACCAACAAAGUUGUGCCCAAAAUUGAUGAACCAACCACCAAACCAGCUCCGAAAUCCAAGGCGAGCAAAAGAAGCGCUCGUCGAAGACGUUUUAAUUCUUUAAGCCCUACAAGAUCUGACAACCUCAAAAAACAUGUCCAGAACAGAAAAAAGGGCUCCAAAACACGCUACACGUCCUUGUCAGACCCUAACAAAGAAAUCCUUCAAAUGCCCAACGAUGAGAUACCUAAAGACCUAAAAAUCGGAGGCGAGGAUGAUGUAGACAACAUGCCCAAAUGGGCUAAAGUCAUCUUAAAAAAAAAUUUAGUCCUUGACUCAGACUGCCCUUCGUCCUCUGAUGAACUCACCAUGAACAAAAACAAACCAGAAGACACCACCAAAGACCAACCAUAUGAAUCUGAUGAAAAUUCUGGUCCUGGUAAACCAACUGAUACCAUCCCUAAGUCCUUUAUUACUAGUGAGUCUGAUGACAGUUGUGGUGGAGGACAAAUCAAGUCCUCCAGGAAGAGAUUUGGUGGUUUUUUGGAUGUUGCCAGAUGUGAUGAUGGUGUUGACAGUGACCAGAGUAACGCAGGGAAUUUGAAUUUUGCUUCGGAGAGCCUGGAGGAUCUUCCUUAUUCGGCUAUGGAGCUUCUAGAUGAUGGCAGGGUUGAUGGGAUUAGGGCCAGGAAGGUUAGGGUUAGGAAUGCUGAACGAAUCACAGUAUCAGUUCCAACAACUCCGAUAGCAUCCCACAGCAACAGACGCACCAGGACGAUAUCUUCAGAAAUAACAUCAAGUCCUUCUUCUUACAAUCGUCUGGUCUUCCUGACGUCUUCAGAUUCUUCCAGCAAAGAGGAAGAUUUUGACAACGAUUGUGAGUGCGAUUGGGACUACUUUGAACCAAGUUCAACUGGCACCAACUUACCACAAAUCGGGGAAAAAAAACAGGAAGAUAAGGUAAUUGUUGAAGACCAGGAUAAGGAACAAGAUGCUGAAGUCAAGAUAAUAGAUACACCACCACCAGACUCCUCAAUAGUUGUAUCCUCAGCAUCAGCACCUCUAGAUCCUCCCCCUCAGUGUUGUCAAAGUUGUGGUUCUCGUCCCAAGUACGUCCCUGUCCCAAUUCCGGUACCAGUGCCGGUUCCCGUCCCCUGGUGGGGCCCCAGAGAGUCCUUGGUGCUGUUCAGAAACGCCCUGCCGAGGUCAUCCUUAGAUCCUUCGUCCUGGAUGUGGUCUUCACCGACUGUUACUUCCACGCAAUAUGGGCUGGGUAGUUUUUAUCCCGGAUUUUCACCCGGAAACGGCUGGAUGACCGGAUUUGAUGGCAGUAUGUACCAGCAGCAGAGGAUGCCUCUGAUUGCUUCGUCUUUGGCUAACUAUGAUCGACAAGGUUUCACCACGGAUUUCAAUCUACCAACACCUCCAAACAUCCAGGAAUCUCCACAAAUAUCAGAAACAACCACCAAUUUACCUUUAUCGUCAAACGAAGUAUCGACAUCCAACCAAGAAGACAUCGUCUCUCCAAAAUCUUCACAAGAGUCUAAUGAGGACCUCAAAAUGAAAAUUUCUGAAAAAUUAGUGAACCAGGUCAAUUAUACUCCUGAUGAGUCGUUGGCUGCCUGUCUAAACCGAUCGGAGGCGGAAAUUGCCGAACCGGAUUCGCUCGGUGGAGACGAACUGGACAGAUCCCGUUACAUAAUCGAAGAAGACUCCUUGACAAUCUCUCAAUCGCAUUUAGAAUGCGAAAACGAAGGAAGUUCUACAUCGGAAUCCGAAACCGAUUCCGAAUCGGAGACAUCUGGCAAAAAACAACGGAACCACAUAAGCCGAUCUUAUAACAUCACCCAAGAAGAAGAAAAUGAUGAUGAUAGUGACUCCUGUGCAUUAUCAUCUUGUUCUAGCACUUCAGAUGAUGAUAAUGGUGAUGAUGAAGGUAAAACCAGGAAAAGGUUUUCCAAAGUCUUCACAGUAAAUCCUGACAACGACGACGUGGACAGUGACGUCGAUAUCAGUGAAAUCGCUUGCCUAGACUCCGAUUUAACAAAUACUACCGACAUAGUACUAUUGAGUUGUACGACCGACGUCAAUGACGCCCCACUCGCCGACAAUUCCGGAGUGGGAAUCGUCGACGAUUCAAGGGGGGGCUUGACCGCGCUCUCAGGUGUAACACAAAACAGUCUGUUACCUGCUAACGGUACAACCACAUCACUACAACAACAUGUAGGUGCGAAUACAAAAUACAAAAGUUUUGUUAUGAUAACCCAAACGCCAGAGGAAUCCUCCUUAGUCAACGUGGUCACCUCCGAAACGACCAAAGUCACACACGACGUCACUGUACGUCACACGAACGAUGAGAUAAAUGAUAUAAAUGACAUAAGUGAUAUAAAUGAUAUAAAUGACAUAAGUGAUAUAAGUGACCAAGUGCAGGUUGUUAACAUGAAAAUCGCCAGUGAUGGUAACAAAGUGCGUGUUUUAUCCGGUGACCAGUUGAGUCAAGUUAUUUGUUUAGAAGAAGGUUUGGCAGAUGAUGAUUCGUGGGUUGAGGACGUCGGAAGUCACGACGAUGAUGAAGAUUUUGCAACAACCACAGCCACAGAGUCGGAUUCUGGGGGCGAGGACGCCCUUAUGGCUAUGUUGUUAUCCCAACAGUCAGACCGUGAAGAAGAACUCCGAGGCUACCAUAGGCAAGCCAUAGACUUCACCUUAUUCACAAUUGCUGAGGAAAGUUGUGAGGAAAGUGAGACUGAGUGCAAACCCCAACCUAAACAACGUCCUUUAUCGUCAUCAGAACUUGAAAAAUAUUUUUUCUUCGGCUUGUGUGGUGAUGGUGCUAACCAACCUAGUAGUAACCAAGUACCUAGUAGUAAUUUGGAUGAAGCCUCGGAGACUUCUAGUGUAUACAGUGAAGGUGUAGACUCGAUCACCAACGACGAUGAUGUAAAUUCUGGCAACACCGAAGAAUCCCAAGAACGCCUAGCGUCUUCACGCCUGGAAAAAUAUUUCCUCACCGGUUUUAUGGGUUUUACCGAACGUCGGGAGUCUGAUGGUAGUGGCAGUGUUGGUUCUGACAGUGAAGGUAGACCUAGUCCUGAACAAAGACGUAAACGUCUAGUACGUGCACGUGGUACAGGCAGAUCUUCACAUUCAUCAUCCCUAGACAAUCUACUAGUCGACCAGAACACUGAAGUUGAACCUCAAUUAUUAGCAAAUUCUGUAAACGAUUUGGUGCAACAACAAAGUUCCCAAGAUUCCUCCGAAACCGAUGAAGGCGGUAACGUUGACGAAGGUGCUAUCAGUUUUGAUAAAGAUGGUACAUUUGAUACAGUCAAACGCAAACAAAAACAUGCUAAAAAAAACAAGCAUGAAAAUAAUGAAGAUAUUGAUCACAAAGAUGAUGAUGACAUUCAACCGCAGCCAGAAUUCCUAAAUAUGACACCAACGGAUUUGGCUAUUAGCAGAAACAAGCAACAUAGUCGUGACAGUGGUUUUAUAGGCAGCUGUGAUGAUUUGUUGAAGGAACAAAAAGCCCAUCAUGGUGAUGAUGUCCAAAACAAGGUGGAGCAACUUGCUGAAAUCGCUGAAGAAAACAGUUCCAGGUUGGACGAAACCGAAGGCAAGUUGUUAUCACGCAAAGACAGCUUCAACAAUUGGAGUUCUGACGAAGAAACCAACAUGAUGAUGUGUAAAAUGCGCCAGUUUUUCAAAACCAUGGUCGCAGGCGGCCGGAAUAACCAAAACCCAACCACAAACAAAACCGCAAACAAAUCCCCACAACUUUUGUAUUUUGAAAGCGAGUUAACAAGACUCAUGAAAACUGUGCCGGGUAUACGGGAGGACCAGGUUAGGGAAAUUGUUGAGUAUUUGAGUAGUGAAGAUACCUGGAGUGACAGUUGUGACUCGUCUGAUUACACAAGUUCAGAUUUGGAAGGUGCCAUGGAUCGAACAGCCUUACGCCGACAAAUUUCUGAUAGUUGCAGGAGGAUAAUAUCGAAGUUUGAUGCUAAUAAUGUUGAGGAUGAGGAAGGUGAUGCUGGUGAUGGCGGUGUUGUGGAAGAAGCUCGGGAGACUGCUUUUAUAUACCAAAAACUUGUAGCAUCAUUUGGUAACGAACCUGCUAAAUUACCUGCACAACAACCCUUAGACGACUCGUCGCCUUUGAUUGCAAAAGUAAUGCACCACAUUGGUAGCAGAUUGGUGGCGUUAAUGCAAGAGGUGUCCUCCAGUGGUGGUGAAUCUCAUGCAAGUGCUUCACCAAGAGUCUCUAAACACCAUUACCACAGACGAUCACAACAUAAAGUGUCCUCGACAACCGAAGACGAGGAAGAGGACACUUUAUCUUUGCCCAGGAGCAAAUCGCAUGAUCCUUUACUCGCUGACCAGGCAGUUCCUACAGAUGAACGCGAAGCCAGUGACUAUGAAAGGUUUUCUUGGCGUGGAAGUUUCGAAUCGGCUUUGAUGACCGGUGCUGAUUCCCGCACAAAGUUAUCACUUUUGAGUGAAAAUUCACAAUCGGCAGUAGCCUUGGCUGCUAAAAGGCGCUCUGCAGGCGACUUGCUAUUCGGAAGAAAAUCCCCGGGAAGUCGUGAACGCCUAGACAGAGUCCGCAGUUGCGGCAGUAUCGGCAGGGUUAGUACAGACUGGUCCGAGGAUAAUGAUGAUAUACAACCCAAAAACCGUAGACUGAGCGUACCAGAUUCCACAUGUGGCUCCUCUUCCGACAACGACGACCAACAAACCUCUAAUAAACGAUCCACGACCCUUCCCAGGAGUUUAGUGCCUCAACAAAGUGCCAGUAGUAAUUCUUUACCGCGUCAGCAUCAGUUUUUGCAAAAUAAUAGUGGAAGUGGUGUUAAAAGUGCGAGGUAUAGGGCUCCUGGGUUCGCAGGAUGCAGAGCCUCUGGUGGUGGUGGUAGUGGACCUAAACGAGCUGGUUCUGCACCAGGGUUGCAGCAGCAGACUGCGCCACCUAGGAGAGAACCUAGGAGGCGAGUGGCGCAUUCGCAGAACAACUCGCACCAUCAACAAUUGAUAAGCCAAGAUGACAGUGGAGUUUCGGCCAACAGUUCGCCCCUGACCCGCCUAAGGACCGCCGGCGGUCACCAUAGAGAUCUGGGCCAAGAUUGGGCCGCCACUGGCGGUCUUCAGGAUGAUGACGUCACCGGAAUAGGUUCCGGAAGCGACAGGAUGCUCCGGUUGCAUAGCAACCGGAGUCUGUCAUCGCUCGGAUUGCGAUCUGAUUCGAUGGCCUCAGUCUACUCAGGAGCCGGUGACGGUCGAUAUGGAACAGUUGCAGUCAAAGGAGAAGUCGAAUUUGGACUCCAAUACAACUACAAAACUGAUUCCUUGAUGAUCAGAAUCAAACAAUGUCGAGAUUUGGCCCAAGUCGACGCCAAGAGAAACAGAUCUGACCCAUACGUAAAGGUUUACCUUCUGCCAGACAAAUCCAAGAGUGGUAAAAGAAAGACCAAGGUGAAGAAGCAUACUGUGAAUCCAAUCUUCGAGGAAACUCUGAGUUUUAACUUGUCUUUAGAAGAAUUAAAGACUAGGACUUUAUGGUUGACAGUUUGGCACUCCGACAUGUUUGGACGCAACGACUUUUUAGGAGAAGUCAUGAUGCCUUUGGAGGACAAAGUGUUUGAUGAUCCUGCACCAGUUUGGUAUCCUCUCCAGGAAAGGACGGAGCCUUUUGAGGAGUCAGUUAGUCACAAAGGUGAUGUCAUGUUGGCUUUGAAAUUUGUACCACCAGGAAGUGAUACCAGUGCUUCUGGUAAGGCAGGGAAAAACAAGAAAUCGAGAGGAUCCUUGCACGUUUUGGUCAAAGAAGCCAAAAAUUUAACAGGUGCCAAGGCUAAUGGAACUUCUGAUCCGUUCUGCAAAAGUUAUCUGUUACCUGACAAAGGAAGAAGUUCCAAACAGAAAACACCGGUCAUCAGGAGAUGCCUGAAUCCUGCCUGGAACUACACCUUUGUCUACGAUGACGUCACAUUGCAAGACCUUAACGAAAGGGCCUUGGAAUUGACUGUUUGGGACCACGACAGAUUGGGGAGCAACGAAUUUUUGGGGAUGGUUCGAUUGUCUUUGGGAACAGGAAAAUACCAGGACAAACAAGUCGAAUGGAUGGAUUCCCACGACCGAGAAAUGACCCUUUGGAGGUCCAUGCUGGACAGGCCCAAUUUUUGGGUCGAAGGAUGCAUUUCGCUGAGGAAUUCGAAUGUUGCAAAUAGUAAAGUUUAG
Messenger RNA from Ctenocephalides felis (cat flea), 7204 nucleotides. RefSeq lists its product as uncharacterized. The record is from RefSeq and is a predicted model, not a curated record. Gene Ontology annotation, molecular function: neurexin family protein binding. Gene Ontology annotation, cellular component: plasma membrane; exocytic vesicle. The transcript is spliced from 14 exons. Bases 86 to 7204 code for a protein of 2372 amino acids. Gene Ontology annotation, biological process: exocytosis. NCBI's taxonomy places the organism in Eukaryota, Metazoa, Arthropoda, Insecta, Siphonaptera, Pulicidae.